Messenger RNA from Magnusiomyces paraingens, 411 nucleotides. RefSeq lists its product as uncharacterized. Gene Ontology annotation, biological process: nucleosome assembly. Gene Ontology annotation, cellular component: nucleosome. The record is from RefSeq and is a predicted model, not a curated record. The transcript has a single exon. Lineage: Eukaryota; Fungi; Ascomycota; Dipodascomycetes; Dipodascales; Dipodascaceae. Gene Ontology annotation, molecular function: DNA binding; protein heterodimerization activity; structural constituent of chromatin. The coding region runs from base 1 to 411 and encodes 136 amino acids.
AUGGCUCCUCCUAAGACUGCUGGUAAGGCUCCCGCCUCCAAGGCUCCCGCUAAGGCUCCUGUUGAGAAGAAGGAAGCCGGAAAGAAGACUACUACCUCUGUUUCUGGUGAAAAGAAGAAGCGCACUAAGGCUCGCAAGCAAACUUACUCUUCUUAUAUUUACAAGGUUCUCAAGCAAACACAUCCCGACACUGGUAUUUCUACUCGCGCCAUGUCUAUUAUGAACUCGUUUGUCAAUGAUAUUUUUGAGCGAGUUGCCACCGAAGCUUCUAAGCUUGCUGCUUAUAAUAAGAGAUCCACUAUUUCUUCUAGAGAGAUCCAAACAGCUGUCAGACUUAUUCUUCCUGGUGAGCUGGCAAAGCACGCGAUAUCAGAAGGUACUCGUGCUGUCACCAAGUACACUUCUUCUUAA